GCGAAGAGAAGGAUCGAUGUGAGCUCGACUGGUCUGAAACAGGCGAUCGUUAUGCUUCAUGCUCCCCACAGGAUGGAGAGCGAGAUAUGUAGUGUAGCUUGAGCCAAGACUAAUCAAGGCCGCCGUGAUCUCUUCUGCAAACACGUUACCUUGCGCACUGUAAGACGUUGUGGUCAUUCCUGCCCGUCUGGCAUGGAGGUUAGAAAGCAAGCAUAAAGGUGUCCACAAGGCUGCGCAAAUUUUUUAAGUCUUGGCGUAAGACAUGCUACAUCAAUCGACCACGUAGCAACCUCGACACAUAUAACAUUUUGACUGCCUACUCUUCUCUUGUCUUCCUUUCAAUCACACUGCCAGCCAUGGCCGACAACCCACCAUCAAACCCUCUCCGGCACAUCAUCGAGAAUGAUGCGGACGGCAAUUCCUUCUUCUCUACCGCCGUUCCACCCUCACUCGGCAUCACGAUGGAGCGCGGCGGCGGGCGCCAAAGACUCGCAUAUCGCACCGAGCAAAACCCUGUCACCUUUAACGACAACGACGAUCUGACACGCUACGAAGCCGCCUUAGCAUCUCCCCAGAUCUCACUGCUCGGCCCCAACGGCGGCACGAGCGUAUGGUACAAUGAUCUACCGCCAGGCGCAAAGGUGGGCAUGCACCGCAACGCCAGCGUCGACCUCAUCUUCGUGCUGAUGGGAGAAAUCGAACUUACUUUAUCGAAUGGUGAGGCGCGCGUGCUGGGGACGGGGGAGAUGGUUGUGCAGCGCGCCACUUUGCAUGCCUGGCGGAACCCGAGCGAGACGCGCUGGACGCGCAUCGCCGCGGUGACUAUGGGAUGUGAGGCGCUUGUUAGUGAGAAGGGGGAAGUGCUUGGUCCUCAGCCUCCCGCUGCGGCUUGAAGGGUGAAGGUGCUGUGGCUUGCGUUGCAGGGAAUUUGGCGCGCGCCUGAAGACUGCGCGCGCGAGCGGCUGCAUGGGAGGAGCAACGGCUGGCAAUCUCGGGGGACGCCAUUGGGAGAUGUGAUUUCAGCUGGUC
Molecule: messenger RNA, 1029 nt
Organism: Neohortaea acidophila
Lineage: Eukaryota; Fungi; Ascomycota; Dothideomycetes; Mycosphaerellales; Teratosphaeriaceae
Exons: 1
Coding region: 357-893 (178 amino acids)
Source: RefSeq, a predicted model, not a curated record